Messenger RNA from Raphanus sativus (radish), 1998 nucleotides. RefSeq lists its product as uncharacterized. Lineage: Eukaryota; Viridiplantae; Streptophyta; Magnoliopsida; Brassicales; Brassicaceae. The transcript has 4 exons. The record is from RefSeq and is a predicted model, not a curated record. Bases 1 to 1998 code for a protein of 665 amino acids.
AUGGCUCCUGACCUAUGUAUGAAGGAGGAGAACAUAAUGCUCAGUCUGCUGAUUCCAGGACCACAUCAACCGGGUAAUAGUAUAGAUGUUUACUUAGAGCCCUUGAUUGAAGAUUUAAAACAUUUGUGGUCAAUAGGCGAGCCAGCAUACGAUGCAGUUAGUAAGACUACCUUUACCCUUAAGGCAAUGCUACUUUGGACUAUUAGUGAUUUCCCGGCUUAUGGGAAUCUUGCUGGUUGUAAAGUGAAGGGUAAAAUGGGUUGUCCUAUAUGCGGGAAGCACACAGAUAGUUUGUGGCUGAAGAAUAGUAGGAAGUUUGUAUUUAUGGGCCACCGGAAAAGUUUGCCUCCCUUGCAUAGUUUUAGAGGAAAGAAGGCUUGGUUUGAUGGGAAAACAGAACAUGGGACGAAGGGAAGGCUACUCACAGGCAGGAAUGUCUCAUUUGUGUUGAGAAAUUACAAGAAUGUUUUUGGUAAUAGAAAACAGGCUGGGAAAAAGAGGGCUACUCGAGUUGACAUACCAUCUGAUAAUGAGGAGGAACUAAGUGGAUCUGAUGAGGAUGAAGAUGUCGGAGAUAAAGACGAAGAGGAAUUGUCUAGAUGGAAAAAACGUUCCAUUUUUUUCUCAUUGCCUUAUUGGGAGGAGCUUCCUGUUCGGCAUAAUCUAGACGUUAUGCAUGUGGAGAGGAAUGUGGCUGCAAGCUUGAUUGCGACAUUGUUACAUUGUGGCAAUUCAAAGGAUGGUCUAAAGGCUAGAAAGGAUCUUGAAAGUCUUGGUAUCAGGAAGGAUUUGCAUCCAAAAGCUCAGGGAAAAAGGACAUUACUUCCACCAGCUCCCUGGUCUUUAUCAAAGUCAGAGAAACACAUCUUCUGUAAGCGGCUCUAUGAUUUUAAAGGUCCUGAUGGCUACUGUGCUAAUAUAUCUAGUUGUGUAUCAUUAGAGGAGUGUAAGGUGAUGGGACUCAAAUCUCAUGAUUACCACGUCCUAAUGCAACAACUGCUGUCAGUAGCAAUCAGGGGCUUACUACCUAAGGGUCCUAGGGUAGCCAUUCUCCGCUUAUGUGCUUUCUUCAACCUUCUAUGCCAACGAGUAAUCGAUAUGGAACAACUCCAGCAAAUGGAAUCCGAAAUCGUGGAGACUCUCUGCAUUUUUGAAAGAUUUUGGCCACCCAGUUUCUUCGACAUCAUGGUUCACUUGUGUGUGCAUCUAGGCAGAGAAGCUCGACUUGGUGGUCCGGUCCAUUUCCGAUGGAUGUAUCCAUUUGAAAGGUAUAUGAAAGUCUUGAAAGACUAUGUCAGAAACACAGCAAGACCAGAGGGGUGUAUAGCUGAGUCUUAUCUUGCAGAUGAGUGCAUGAAGUUCUGCUCGGCUUUCUUGACUACUUCAACAAAUAUAUCUAUUGAUUCACCUGAUGAGGAAGACACUCUGAAGUGGCUGGCUUAUGGUCCUCGUAGUAUAGCCAGAUCUUACACAGGAUACAUUGUGAAUGGGUUACGAUUUCACACAAAUGUGGUCCAUAGGCUAAGUCAGAAUAGUGGUGUUUACUAUGAGGCAACAGCAAUGUGUAGAUCUAGUGCAAAGGACACAUCUCAGGUGGUCGACGUUGUAUCCUACUAUGGGAGAGUAGUUGAUAUUAUAUUACUAGACUACAAUGGCUUCUACGUCCCAAUAUUCAAGUGUGAGUGGGCAGUUAAAGGUAACGGUGUGAAAGUGGAGGAUGGCUUUACGCUGGUUAAUUUUAAUCACAGCCACAUAUCCUUUGCAAAGGAUCCAUUCAUUUUAGCAUCUCAAGCGAGACAAAUAUUUUACUCAAGGGACACAGAUGAAUCGAGUUGGUAUGUAGUUAUGAAGGGUCCAUGUAGAAGAUACAGUGAUGAGAAACCUGAAGAUGGACAUGCAGAUGUAGGACCACUGCCUUCGGAUAUAGAUAUGUGUCUUGAAGACAUAUCAGAUGAGGCUGAGAAUGUCAGAGAUGAUUGUGAAGGAAUAUACGUUUGA